AUGAUCGGGUCUCUUCCUCUUCCUAGUCUUGUUGAUUUCAGUAAAUUCUUUAGUGCUGUUGCCAAAACAAAGCAAUAUGGUCUCGUUUUAGAUCUCUGCAAGCAAAUGGAAUUGAAUGGGAUUGCUCAUAACAUCUACACUCUGAGUAUUAUGAUCAAUUGUUUCUGUCGCUGUCGUAAACUUCAGUUCGCUUGUUCCGUUAUGGGAAAGAUCUUGAAACUUGGGUAUGAGCCUAACACAAUUACAUUUUCAACUUUGAUCAACGGAUUCUGUCUCGAGGGUCGAGUUCCUGAAGCUCUAGAGUUAGUUGAUCGAAUGGUGGAAAUGAAACAUAGACCCGAUCUCAUAAUGAUUAACACUCUGGUCAAUGGCCUUUGUCUCAAAGGUAAAGUCUAUGAAGCAGUGGUUUUCAUUGAUCGAAUGGUGGAAAGUGGUUGUCAACCCGAUGCAGUUACCUAUGGACCGGUUUUAAAUGUAAUGUGUAAGUCCGGUAAAACUGCUCUGGCCAUGGAGUUGCUUAGAAAGAUGGAAGAAAGAAAGAUCAAGCUAGAUGCAGUCAAAUACAGCAUCAUCAUUGAUGGUCUUUGCAAAGAUGUUGUACUGUUACAUGUGUUAGGCCUUAUAAGUAGUAAUCAAAGAAUUCCUAUCCAUUCAGGCAUUCACUUGUCAAUGUCUCUUAGAAUCCUAUCUGAUGGUUCAAUGGUGAUCCCACUGAUUCACAGUCUAAAGACUCAAGAACAUAUGUCAAAUCUAAACAUUUAG
Arabidopsis lyrata subsp. lyrata is the source of this 762-nucleotide messenger RNA. RefSeq names its product pentatricopeptide repeat-containing protein At1g12300, mitochondrial-like. Gene Ontology annotation, molecular function: protein binding. Lineage: Eukaryota; Viridiplantae; Streptophyta; Magnoliopsida; Brassicales; Brassicaceae. The transcript has a single exon. Bases 1 to 762 code for a protein of 253 amino acids. The record is from RefSeq and is a predicted model, not a curated record.